CCCAUUGGCUCGCACAACGGUAUGCCACAACGUCAUCAGCAUCCUAUUUGUUAUACGGUGGUAGAAUUUUUAGCAGGCAGACAACGACUGUCCAAGUGUCAGAUCUUUGUCGUAACUUACAUUGCCAGACUUAAAAACACGUUGGUAUUACUUGUGGGUGUUGGUAAGUGUCAUGGACCACAUAAAAAAUGGAUGGUUUACGGAAUUAUGCACGUUAUGGCCGGGGCAAGCGAUGAGUCUCCAAGUAGAAGAGGUCCUAUACCACAAGAAAUCCAAAUUUCAGGAUGUUAUGGUUUUCAAGAGUAAAACCUAUGGGAAUGUCUUGGUGCUGGAUGGAGUCAUCCAGUGCACAGAGAGAGAUGAGUUUGCCUAUCAAGAGAUGAUUGCCAACCUUCCCUUGUGCAGCCACCCUUGCCCCGAGAAGGUGCUGAUUAUUGGCGGUGGAGAUGGUGGUGUGCUAAGAGAAGUUGUGAAGAAUCCACUGGUGGAAUCUGUGGUGCUGUGUGAGAUAGAUGAGGAUGUCAUUAAUGUAUCGAAGAAGUUCCUCCCAGGGAUGGCAAAAGGGUUUUUCAGUCCCAAGCUCACCCUCCAUAUUGGAGAUGGCUUUGAAUUUAUGAAGCAGAACCAGGAUGCCUUUGACGUUAUUAUAACCGAUUCCUCCGACCCUGUUGGACCUGCUGAGAGUUUGUUCAAGGAGUCUUACUAUCAGCUGAUGAAAGCAGCUUUGAGAAACGGUGGAAUUCUUUGCUCCCAGGGAGAGUGUCAGUGGCUUCAUUUGGAGCUGAUAAAGGAGAUGCGAACCUUCUGCAAGACCCUAUUCCCUGUGGUGGACUAUGCCUACGGCACCAUCCCAACUUAUCCCAGUGGCCAAAUUGGGUUCAUGCUCUGCAGUAAAAAUCCUGAGACAAAUUUCAAGGAACCGAUGAAAGCGUUGUCAAAAGAAGAAAUGGAAAAUAUGAACCUUAAAUAUUACAACCCUGAAAUUCACAAAGCAUCAUUUGUUCUCCCUGAGUUUGCAAGAAAGGUGCUCAGUGAAGCAUGACCGCUAUGUUCAUCCUCUACCUGGCCCUCAGACCACAGAUAAGCAACCUUGUUCUACAGCUUCUCCAUCUCCUCAACACUGUUCAGCACCACUGACUAGACUACCCUCGUAAAGAUCUUAUUGGCGGUGGCAGCUAAUAAUUCCAGGGAGGGAACCUGCUGAGUUACAUAGAGAAAGUGUUAGAUCAGUCCGAUGUUUCCUUCCUUCCAGUCUUAUGUGCUGCUGUUUAUUACAUUUUUUUGGUGUAUUUAGGUUUUAAUUUGUACUAUGUAUUUGUCUUAUCAGCAUUUUGUGAAGGGCAGUGUGAUGGACUGGGCUCAGUGGGAAGAAUAUCGUCAUCAAACCUUACCUCAAUCUGAAAUAUUGUGUUGUUUAUAGGAUUCAACACCUCUUCAUAUUGGGCAAUAUGUUACAUACCAUAUAGAGUAUGUAUGUGUAAUGUAUUGCUGCACUUUUAUUUGUAAUGUAUAAUGUCAGUUUGUGCUCAUAUGAAAAUACACAGUCUCCAUCUGUCAUUACUCUGUACUUAGAAUACUGAUGUCCUCUACACAUCAACCCUAUAGUGCCUGAAAAUGGUUGUUUAUUGUUAUUGUAAAAGAAAGUUCGUUCAGUAUCUGUCCUAAUGUACCAGGCAGAUAAUGUUUGAGACAGAAGUCCAGGAGUUUAGAUAACUGUCCCUUUAAAUACCGUAAGAUGAAAUAAAUUUAAUAUGGAAGGCUUUAAUGUUAAUGGUGUUAAAAUUACAAUUAAGUAAAACCAAGGUAUGGUAUUAGAACUCUGCAAAGCCAGAAAUGUCUCUUAAGAUGUAAAUUCAUUGUGUAGUUAUAACUUGCUGUAGUGGACUGAAGUAAACUUGUAUUUUAAGUCCUACUGCACAGUGCUGGUCAUUUUCUCUCAACGUUUGGUGAGAAACAUCUUAGGUUACUACCUAUUAGUUGUAAGUAAA
Molecule: messenger RNA, 1988 nt
Organism: Monopterus albus (swamp eel)
Lineage: Eukaryota; Metazoa; Chordata; Actinopteri; Synbranchiformes; Synbranchidae
Gene: srm
Product: spermidine synthase
Exons: 8
Coding region: 173-1042 (289 amino acids)
Biological process (GO): spermidine biosynthetic process
Cellular component (GO): cytosol
Molecular function (GO): spermidine synthase activity
Source: RefSeq, a predicted model, not a curated record